Messenger RNA from Ctenopharyngodon idella (grass carp), 1320 nucleotides. RefSeq names its product myo-inositol oxygenase (gene miox). Lineage: Eukaryota; Metazoa; Chordata; Actinopteri; Cypriniformes; Xenocyprididae. The transcript is spliced from 10 exons. Gene Ontology annotation, cellular component: cytoplasm. The coding region runs from base 78 to 929 and encodes 283 amino acids. Gene Ontology annotation, molecular function: inositol oxygenase activity; iron ion binding. Gene Ontology annotation, biological process: inositol catabolic process. The record is from RefSeq and is a predicted model, not a curated record.
UUUAUAAAUGGAGCAAUCAGAGACGCCAAACACAAAACAUCCUCCUUCAUCCUGAACGACACAAUCUCAACUGAACCAUGAGGGUGGUGAACCUGGGUCCGGAUCCUUCUCUGGCAUAUCGUCCCGAAUGUCAUGAGAAAGACCAAGCAGAAUUCAGGAACUUUGAGAGUGGAGAGCUCUUUGACCGUGUGUUUAAUACAUACAAGCUGAUGCACACGUACCAAACACUGGACUUUGUCAAACAAAAGCACCUGGAAUGGGCGAACUGCAAUCACUUCAGCAUGACCAUGAUGGAAAAUAUCAAUUCCCUGGACGAGCUUGUUGAUGAAUCCGACCCUGAUGUUGACUUCCCGAACUCUUUCCAUGCUUUCCAGACCGCCGAAGGAAUCCGCAAAGAGCAUCCUGAUAAAGAUUGGUUCCAGCUAGUUGGCCUGAUCCAUGACAUUGGAAAAAUCAUGGCCCUGUAUGGGGAGCAACAGUGGGCUGUAGUUGGAGACACAUUCCCAGUGGGAUGCAAGUUCCAGAAUUCAAUAGUGUUCAGAAACUCCACAUUUGAAGGCAAUCCGGAUGUGAAGAACCCUACACUCAACACAGAAUUUGGGAUCUAUAAACCACAAUGUGGGCUUGAUAAUGUCCUGAUGUCUUGGGGACAUGAUGAGUAUCUGUACCAGGUAAUGAAGUUCAACAAAUGCACCAUCCCUGAGGAGGGUCUUUACAUGAUCCGCUUCCACUCCUUCUACCCCUGGCACUCAAACGGAGACUACAUGCACUUAUGCAACGAUAAAGACCUACAGAUGCUUCCCUGGGUCAAAGAGUUUAACAAGUUCGAUUUGUACACCAAGAGCACUGAACUACCGGACGUGGAGAGUCUGAGGCCAUAUUAUCAGACUCUCAUUGAUAAGUACUGCCCCGGGGUACUGCAGUGGUGAAUGUUUACCAGAAUUCUACAUAAUUCUAGACACUGAAUAUCAUGCUGACUCUUUUGACUUUCGCCAAUUAGCAAACACCCAUGACACCUUAUCACUUUGGAAGUUUCUUCAGAAAAUGUCAAAUAAAAUAUAAAAAUCCAGAUUUAAUUCCAUGAUAUAAAAUAAAUCAAUUCAUAUACCUAUAUUUACCAACAACAUGAAAUAGAGAAAUAUUAAUUAUUAAUAUCCAAGACUUUAUCUUAUGUAUUCAUUGUUAUUACUAUAUUAGACUUAUAUUCAUAUAGAUUGAAGGUAAAAAUUUAAACUGUGAGGCUGUAUUUCUUUGAAAAUAAUGGCACUUGUGCCAGUGUAUAUUUUUCUAAGUUUAUUAAAAAUAUUACAAAACAUUAAA